Messenger RNA from Triticum aestivum (bread wheat), 268 nucleotides. Its product is annotated as 60S ribosomal protein L36-2-like. Gene Ontology annotation, molecular function: structural constituent of ribosome. Gene Ontology annotation, cellular component: ribosome. The record is from RefSeq and is a predicted model, not a curated record. Gene Ontology annotation, biological process: translation. The coding region runs from base 1 to 249 and encodes 82 amino acids. The transcript has 3 exons. Lineage: Eukaryota; Viridiplantae; Streptophyta; Magnoliopsida; Poales; Poaceae.
AUGUUGAAAAAAGGUACCAAGAGGGUGCAAUUUGUUAGGAACUUGAUUAGGGAGGUUGCUGGAUUCGCUCCCUAUGAGAAACGUAUCACUGAGCUUCUUAAGGUUGGAAAGGACAAGCGUGCACUCAAGGUCGCCAAGAGAAAGCUUGGUACUCACAAGAGAGCAAAGAAGAAGAGAGAGGAGAUGUCAAGUGUCCUUAGGAAGAUGAGGUCUGCUGGUGGUGGUGGUGCUGGUGACAAGAAGAAAUAGAGAUGGGGCUCACGGGGGA